Oryctolagus cuniculus (rabbit) is the source of this 595-nucleotide messenger RNA. Its product is annotated as adenylate kinase isoenzyme 6. Gene Ontology annotation, molecular function: ATP hydrolysis activity; ATP binding; AMP kinase activity. Lineage: Eukaryota; Metazoa; Chordata; Mammalia; Lagomorpha; Leporidae. The record is from RefSeq and is a predicted model, not a curated record. Gene Ontology annotation, cellular component: nucleus; cytoplasm.
CUCGGAGCAUCUGCCGGGACGACUAUGCUGCUGCCGAACAUUCUGCUCACCGGUACUCCAGGGGUUGGGAAAACCACACUAGGCAAAGAACUUGCAUCAAGAUCAGGACUGAAAUACGUUAAUGUGGGUGAUUUAGCUCGAGAAGGUGAAUUAUAUGAUGGCUUUGAUGAAGAGUAUAACUGUCCCAUUUUAGAUGAAGAUAGAGUAAUAGAUGAGUUAGAUAACCAAAUGAGAGAUGGUGGAGUUAUUGUUGAUUACCAUGGCUGUGAUUUCUUCCCUGAACGUUGGUUUCAUAUAGUUUUUGUGCUGAGAACAGAUACCAGUGUGUUGUACAAAAGACUGGAAACAAGGGGUUAUAGUGAGAAGAAACUAAAUGACAAUAUUCAGUGUGAAAUUUUUCAAGUUCUUUAUGAAGAAGCAAUGGAGUCAUACAAGGAAGAGAUUGUGCAUCAGUUGCCCAGCAAUAAACCAGAAGAACUAGAGGAGAAUAUAAGUCAGAUCUUGAAAUGGAUUGAACAGUGGAUCAAGGACCAUAACUCUUAACUCACAGAACUGGCCCUUUCAGUCACUGUUGCUGCCCUCUCUCUGCUCACUU